AUGUUUUGUGUAUCAAUUUAUCGUGUUGGUUUUGCUGAUUCUUCGCUUGAUGAUCAAUUAACAUCACUUGAAUUAAUAUUUUUUGAUAUUGAAUAUUUCUUUUGUUUUUAUAUUUAUGACGUUGGAUGGUGGCCAGUCAAUUCUUCAUCAUCAACACGUUGUUUAUUGUGUAAUGAAGAAAAUAAAUUUCUACGUAAUCAAAUUGUUUAUCCAUCGAGAUUUUAUUAUUACGCAGCUUUUAUUGAAGAUGUUAUUUUUCUUCAUAUAUGGGCUAUUAAUGUCUUUAGACAAUUUCGUAGAUUUUCAGCUGAAUAUAUUGAUAUUAUUGGUUUUAUAUUUAGUUUAACUGAAAUCUUUCGUCGAUUUAUAUGGAACUAUUUUCGUUUAGAAAAUGAACAUUUAAUUAAUUGUGGAGAAUUUCGUGCUGUACGAGAUAUAUCAAUAGCACCAUUAUCAACUGCUGUUGAUCAUGCAACAUCAGAAAAUAUGAUAGAUAAAGAAAUGGGAAUUAAAAAUCGAAAAAAGAUGCUUGAUAGAAUUGAAUCAACCUAUAUUGGUAUAGGUCUUGCAUUACGAGUAUUUCUAUUCUUUCAAACGAGAAUAAAAAAUGAUUUUGAAGAUAAUGCAGAAUUUGUCACACCAUUAAAUUCGUGGGAAAGAAUUAUCGAAGGAAUUUAUCUACGAAAAUUCAAUCUUUCACUAUUUGUUGGAUCGAUUAUACAUGAAGUAUGUAAAGGGAUAUAA
Molecule: messenger RNA, 744 nt
Organism: Rotaria sp. Silwood1
Lineage: Eukaryota; Metazoa; Rotifera; Eurotatoria; Philodinida; Philodinidae
Source: the annotation of a GenBank genome assembly